AUGUCGCGCUCCUUCUAUGUGGACUCGCUCAUCAUCAAGGACUCGGCGCGGCCCGCGCCCUCGCUGCCGGAGCCGCACCCCGGGCCGGAUUUCUUCCUCCCGCUGGGCAUGCAGUCCCCGCUGGUGAUGUCGGUGCCCGGGCCCGGCUGUCCGUCCCGCAAGAGCGGCGCUUUCUGUGUGUGCCCGCUCUGCGUCACCUCGCACCUGCACUCGUCGCGAGGGCCCGCGGGCGCCGGCGGCGGCGGCGGCGGGGGCCCGGGGGCCGGGGGCGGCGGGGCGGCAGGGGCCGCGGCGGCCCUGCCCCUGCUCAAGGGCCAGUUCCCUUCGGGCCCCGGGGAUUCGCAGUUUUGCCCGCGGGUGAGCCACGGGCACCAUCACCACCACCAGCCCCAGCAGCCCGGCUCGGCCGCAGCGGCGGCGGCAGCGGCGGCGGCGGCGGCGGCUGCAGCGGCCCUGGGGCACCCACAGCACCAUGCACCUGUCUGCGCCGCCACCAGCUACAACGUGGCGGACCCGAGGAGAUUCCACUGCCUCGCCAUGGGCGGCUCCGACGCCAGCCAGGUGCCCAACGGCAAGCGGAUGAGGACGGCGUUCACCAGCACGCAGCUCCUGGAGCUGGAGCGGGAGUUCUCGUCCAACAUGUACCUGUCCCGACUGCGGAGGAUCGAAAUCGCCACCUACCUGAACCUGUCCGAGAAGCAGGUGAAAAUCUGGUUUCAGAACCGCCGCGUGAAACACAAGAAGGAGGGGAAGGGCACGCAGAGGAACGGUCACGCGGGCUGCAAGUGCGUCAGUAGCCAGGGGCUCUAUGCGCGCUCCGAGGGGGAGGACUCCUUGUCGCCAGCCUCUGCCAGCGAGGACAAGGACAUCUCCCCCUUAUGA
Molecule: messenger RNA, 882 nt
Organism: Lepus europaeus (European hare)
Lineage: Eukaryota; Metazoa; Chordata; Mammalia; Lagomorpha; Leporidae
Gene: GSX2
Product: GS homeobox 2
Exons: 2
Coding region: 1-882 (293 amino acids)
Biological process (GO): regulation of DNA-templated transcription
Cellular component (GO): nucleus
Molecular function (GO): sequence-specific double-stranded DNA binding; DNA-binding transcription factor activity, RNA polymerase II-specific
Source: RefSeq, a predicted model, not a curated record